AAGAUCAAAAUCCUGAAAGAAAAAGAAAAAAAAAAAAAGGAAACAAAACACGAAAAGCGAGAAACAACAUGUCGUUUUCGGACGUUAUAUAAUCUGUUGGAGUUUCAAACUGAUCCUCUCAGCUAGAAUUACCAAUGUCUUUCGCGCUGAAAAUCGCUGGCAAUUCAGUACUCUCCUUGCAUCACCAGGGUUUCAAUAAGCUUCCCUGCACAUCCAUUUCUGUUGUUCCAAGGAUUUUUUACUUGCGGAAAUUGGAGAAUUCCUCGCUACAUCAGAUCCAUACUCGACGAAUCUUGUCAUUUAAAGGCGAAGGCAGUGCUUAUGGUUCUUCAGAUCCUGACAUCGCCAAUUCUAAUCUUGAAGAUUUUGAAUUUUCAGGUUCAGGGGAAAAAGCUGGAUCAGAUCAAGAAUCUUUCACUUCCAGCGAGAUAUUGAAGAAACUAAAGAGAUAUGGAAUCUCAGGAGUGUUGUCCUAUGGGCUCUUGAAUACUGCCUACUACCUCACGACCUUUCUCUUGGUGUGGUUUUAUGUUGCUCCAGCUCCUGGAAAAAUGGGUUACUUAGCUGCCGUGGAAAGAUUUCUGAAAGUGAUGGCCAUGGUAUGGGCUGGGAGUCAAGUUACUAAGCUUGUAAGAGCUGGAGGAGAUUAUCUUGUUCAGGGCUCUAGCUCUUGCACCUUUUGUAGACAGAGGAUUGUCGUGGUUCACUGUUAAAUUUAAAUUCGAGUCUCAGGGGAAGGCUUUCAUGGCAGUUGUUGGAUUCUGUUUUGGUCUGGCCAUCAUCCUAUUUUUGGUCGUGACAUUGCUAUGGGCGUAGAGUUACAUCUGCAUUUUUUUCAUGUGAAGCCCAAGACCAAAUAUAUAUAAUUGGGAGUGCAAUAAAAUCAUUUCUGAAUUGCCAACUCAGGAGAUAAGAAGAGUGAAAGAGGCUUCUCUAACCUUUGACUUUGCCUUGUAAAGAUUACGGAAUAUGUAGUUCAACAUUAGUUGUAAAAAGAUCUUAUUCUUUGCCUGCUCAGGGCUUCGUGUUUCAAUGCUUCGUAAUAUUUAAAAGAUCAUUAUAAAUAGUUAAUUA
Molecule: messenger RNA, 1074 nt
Organism: Jatropha curcas
Lineage: Eukaryota; Viridiplantae; Streptophyta; Magnoliopsida; Malpighiales; Euphorbiaceae
Source: RefSeq, a predicted model, not a curated record